AUGCAAUUUGAAAGUAGUCCGAGAUGUAUUCCAAGAUUUUUGAUGCAGUUAGCACGAAGGCCAGUUCUUCAGGUUAUCAUUCCACACAUAAAUGUUUUCCGAUUUCUAGGUGUUAUGUUCAUAUAUAUAGUUUUGCUUAUAUUAUUCAUAUGCUGCAGUACUGAUUUUUUUAACAUGCUUUUUUUAAGAUUAGCUUGGUUUCAUGCUUUUCAGGUUCAAAAAAAAAUGGAAGACUUAAAUUUACAAAUGUAUUUAGUGCCACCAGUGGAUAAUAUUUCACUUGCUGAAUUUCAAGAAUUAGCAUUGAACAGGUUAAAGGUACUGAAAGCUGUGGAACAAGUGAAGGAUCGCUUUCCACGUACAAAUGAAGCACUAAAUGAUGCUUUGUCUAAGGAAUUAUUGAAAUUGAUGCCAAUAGCUUGUGGUUGCUGUCCGUUUGAAGAAUUAGAAAAAGAAAGAAGACGAGAUGUUAUAUCACAUUUUAUUCUUCGUCUUGCAUUUUGUCAAACUCCUGAACAAACUAAAUGGUUUAUUCAGCAGGAAGUGGAUUUAUUUCGAUUUCGAUUUCAAAUCGUGGGUAUUUUACAAGUUUCAAAAAAUUGUGAUGCAAUUACCAAGUUUUUGGAGUGCAAUAAUUUUGAUGCUCAACUGAUCGCAGAUUCAGAAAAACAGCUGCUAAAAGAAGAUCUUUCAAAUGGAUGCUGUAUACCUCUUAAUAAGGCUUUAAGUACAAAUUUUUGGAAGGUUCCAUUUGUAGAUGCGCUUGACUUAGUACGUAAACGUCGUGUUUUAUUAAUUUCUGGUUUUGCAUACGUUUCUGAAGAUGAUCUUCAAGUUAUAAUGUGUACCAGAUUUCGUCUGAAUAUAGCUGCUGCAAUGGCUCGUGCGUGCAGAAAUAUCGUUUUUCUUGAAGAAGAUGAUCGGUUAAUGCCAUUUUUGAAAAAGCUAUCAAGCAGAUCAUAUGUAGGUAAAAACUACGUUGGAAAAGAUACUUCCCGCAUAACACCUAAUAUGGUUGAUUGUCUUGCUGCUAGUUCGUUUCCUCUGUGCAUGAGGACUAUACAUAAUCGACUUCGAGCUGAUCAUCAUUUACGUCAUGGAGCGCGAAUGCAGUAUGGCUUGUUCUUGAAGGCAAUUGGUAUGACAUUAGAAGAUGCAUUGUGUUUCUGGCGAACAGAAUUUACCAAAAAAAUGGACUCUGACAAAUUUGAAAAACAGUACGCUUAUAAUAUUCGUCACAAUUAUGGUAAAGAGGGAAAACAUGCUGAUUAUGCAGCAUAUCCAUGCACGAAGAUUAUUUUGGAUAUAACUCCAUCAUCUGGAGAUUGCCAUGGUUGCCCUUACAGACAUUGUGAUUCACAGCUACUUAUCCAAAAAUUGGAGAAUUUGGGAUUCACAAAAUCUCAGAGUGACUCUAUUGUAUCUUUGGCUAAAAGUGCACGAUAUGAUAAAGCUUGCACGCGAUACUUUGAAUGUGCCCACAAAAUGACUGAGAAUUCAAUGAGUACUGUAAUAACCCAUCCAAACCAAUAUUACGAAUUGUCACGCCAAGUUCAUGAAGGAAAAAGGAACAAAGAGGAGGAGCCAAAACAUGAAAUUAUACUCAAUAUUUCACAACCUAACUCGACGGAAGACGACAUUGAAGACCUGAUGAAAUUCGCGAAUUCAUAG
Molecule: messenger RNA, 1671 nt
Organism: Thelazia callipaeda (thelaziosis nematode)
Lineage: Eukaryota; Metazoa; Nematoda; Chromadorea; Rhabditida; Thelaziidae
Source: the annotation of a GenBank genome assembly